CUCAUACUUUACUCGUCGGAGGUAAUGGAAGACGCCGGAAAACUUCUGAGCUCCGGCAACUUAUCGCAUAAGAUCGUUGCAGUUGCUGCGGGGGAAGCACACACUCUCGUUCUUACUGGGUUGAAAGCAGGGGAAUUUUGAUUGUAGGGGAUGGCAGCGUGUACUCAUGGGGUAGGGGAAUGUUUGGGCGACUUGGGCUUGGUUCAGAAAAAGAUGAGCUUUUCCCAGUAGAGGUCAAGUUUGGAAACCCUAAUGGAACAGGAGACACUCUCAAAAUUGUGGGAAUUGCUGCUGGUGCUUAUCAUAGUCUUGCUCUAACAGAAGAUGGAGCUGUUUGGUGUUGGGGUUACAAUAUCUAUGGUCAACUUGGUAUCAGUGGAGAGGAUUCACAUGACAAAAAAUAUACUGAUGGAGAUUAUUCUCUAGUGCCCUGCUUACUGAACAAAUUUCUUGAGUUGCACCCUCCUGAUUCUUCAACAGGUGUGUCUGAAACAGAAGGCAAAGCAUCACUAAAGAUAUGUGCUGUCAAAGCUGGAGGAAUGAUGUCUCUGGCUAUUGAUUGUCGUGGGACCCUAUGGAUGUGGGGAAACUGCCCACAACAAAGCAAAGAAGGCGGGUUAUCUCUUGUUAACAGUUUCAGUCCAACACCAGUUUGGGAUUUUCACGGUCACACUGUUGUCAAGGUUGCAUGUGGAAAUGAGCAUGUUGUAGCAUUGGUCAGUGCUGGGGAAUCAUACAAGGGUGAAGAUCUAGUGUGCUACUCUUGGGGUUAUAACAGCCAUGGCCAAUUAGGCUUGGGGGAUAGGGAGAGCAGGCUGCAUCCAGAAGUUGUGAAAACAUUUGCUGAGGAGUCCCCUUGGACAAUUUUCGAGGUAGCAUGUGGUGCCUUUCACACUGCUUUGCUCACUCACAAAAAGAAACCUGGUGACACAUUAGAAAGCACAUGCUGGACCUUUGGCCUUGGGGAUAAUGGCCAACUUGGACAUGGAACAACACAAAGCAUAUUAUUUCCUACACUUGUAAAAGAAUUGCCACAGAACAUAUAUCUUAUUUGUGUUGCCUGUGGCUUGUUUCAUACAAGUGUUGUUUCCUCAGCUGGGGAUGUGUGGUCAUGGGGAAUGGAGAAGGGUCUUGGCUUAUGCCCUGAUGCUAGUCGUGCUGAAACAUAUUCUGGUGAUGCCCUCUCUCCCCUUCUUAUCUCAUGCAAUCCAUAUCAACCUAAAUUUCCAGAUCCAGUUCAAGUCGCGUGUGGGGCUGCACAUACUGUUGUUGUUGCGCAGGAGGGAUAUAAGGUGUGGUCUUGGGGUAGGGGAAGGAAUGGAGUUCUUGGAAAUGGUAAAGGAGUGGAUUGUUACACUCCCACCAUAGUGCUGUGGCCUCCAAUGAUGAAUGAUUUCAAGGAAGAGGAAUUAAAGAGCUCUGGUGAGCAAGAUAAGGCGAGAGAAAAGGAGACCAAAGUAAUAACAGAAACAGAUGAGAAAUUAUCCUCAGCAUUGAAUGAGCUGAAGCAGCUUCAAACAAAGCUAUCUAUAAUGGAAAAAUAUGCUAGUAUACUUCAUGGUUCUAUUUUUGGGAAACCUUUUGAUGAGCAAGAUAUCCCUGUUUCAUUGCAGAAUUCAGGUUCAUUCGACAUUGCAAAAGAAUGGGAGAACAUGUUAGAGGCAGCAGAUCAUAGGAAGCUAAUUAGGUUGGAAAUGUUUUACCGUGACAUGCUUGCUGGUGUGAAAGAUAAACUAAUGGAGAGAAGGAUCAAGGAAAUUAUAAAGGAGUGCCUCCAAUCUUCAGAGGUCAAAAAUUAGUAAUUAUAAAAAAAAAACAAGAUGCAUCCCAUUCUGAACAAAAGAUUUCACAUAGAAAGCUAGAAGCUGUUUGAUCAUUCCAUUUACUCAAAUUCAAUCCAAUAGUGCCUUGUCUAUCUAGUAAAAUUCCCCGCAAAAUUAUUUCA
Molecule: messenger RNA, 1945 nt
Organism: Gastrolobium bilobum
Lineage: Eukaryota; Viridiplantae; Streptophyta; Magnoliopsida; Fabales; Fabaceae
Product: ultraviolet-B receptor UVR8-like
Exons: 5
Coding region: 180-1799 (539 amino acids)
Source: RefSeq, a predicted model, not a curated record